Acaulospora morrowiae is the source of this 234-nucleotide messenger RNA. NCBI's taxonomy places the organism in Eukaryota, Fungi, Glomeromycota, Glomeromycetes, Diversisporales, Acaulosporaceae. The record is from the annotation of a GenBank genome assembly.
AUGUACGUGCAGGUCUUCACUGAACUUUAUUUGAUAUUCCUAUUCACUUCAUCUUUACGUACGCCGGCCAUAUCGGUAACCGGAGAAAUUCUUUUGAGGCUUCUUGGAACAACGGAAUUUUCGAUGAACCAUAACCAAAUGAGGACACUUAUUUUGGAGGAUGUUGAGGAACGCAAUGACUUUUUCGCUGGACGAAUGAAUCAACAAAGGAUAAUGUCGAUGUCGAUGAAUUAG